UUGGAAAUAACGUAAGUGAAUGAAUUUAAAGUCAUACUUACUCCGAAGGUUUACAAAUAUGUCUUCUAUUCCAUUCAUCGCCUGCCCAAAAAUUUGGUGGCUGCUUUAUCUAUGGCUUUCUCAAUUGAUGAACUGUGACAAGAGAUCGCAUUAGGAAUCUGGAAAUCAAAAUGCAGGCCAUAAAAAUGGCAGAUGUCGGUAAAAAUGUAAUAUGCUGGAUAAAUUUGUCCACAGGUUGCAUGUUGCCUGUGGGCCGCUAUUUGGUGACCCCUGGGCCCUGGUGCCCAUAAUAUUGGGGCAAAUUUGACAGAUCCUAUGUUUAAAGGAAUAUACAAUGGUAAUAAAAAGCAUAAAGAAGAUUUAGAAGAGGUUUUGGAACGUGCUUGGAAAAAUGAUCUUAAAAAGAUUAUUAUAACUAGUGGCAGCUUAAAUGAUUCCAUUGAAGCUUUAAAGAUAGCAUCAUUGAGUGAUAAUCUUUACUGCACUGUUGGUUGUCAUCCAACACGUUGUGAUGAGUUUACUAAAGCCAAGAAUCCCGAAGAAUAUUUAAAUAGUUUAACAGACUUGAUAAAAAAUAAUCGGUCUAAAGUAGUAGCAAUAGGAGAAUGUGGACUUGAUAAUCAACGGUUACAUUUUUGCUCCAAAGAGAUCCAAGAAAAAUAUUUUGAAAUGCAGUUAAAAUUAAGUGAAGAUUUUAACUUACCAUUAUUUCUACACUGCCGCGAUGCUGCUCCUACAUUUUUAGAUAUACUGAAAAGAAAUCCCAAUCUUAUAAAAUCAGGAGGCGUUGUACAUUCUUUUGAUGGAAGUUUAGAAGAAGCCAAAGACAUGAUUAACUUGGGGUUUUAUAUUGGAAUUAAUGGAUGCUCAUUGCGGACAGAAGAUAAUUUAAAAACAAUAUCAGAAUUGCCUAUAGAUCGUUUGAUGCUGGAAACAGAUUGCCCAUGGUGUGAAGUAAAACAAACACAUCCAUCUUAUUCUUACGUACAAACUAAAUUUAAUUCGGUGAAAAAAGAAAAAUUUAUUGAUGGUUCUAUGAUCAAAGGAAGAAAUGAACCAUCUACCAUUAGGCAAGUUUUGGAAGUAUUAGCUUCAUUGAAAAAAGAAGACCCUACAUGUUUAGGAAAUCAAAUAUAUCAAAACACUAUGGAUCUAUUUUUUAAAGAUAAAUAGUUUUUAUUCAUCUUAUUAUUAUUUAAAUAAUGAAUAUGUUUCUGA
This is a messenger RNA of Myzus persicae (green peach aphid), 1218 nucleotides long. Its product is annotated as putative deoxyribonuclease TATDN1. The record is from RefSeq and is a predicted model, not a curated record. NCBI's taxonomy places the organism in Eukaryota, Metazoa, Arthropoda, Insecta, Hemiptera, Aphididae. Gene Ontology annotation, cellular component: cytosol. Gene Ontology annotation, molecular function: 3'-5'-DNA exonuclease activity. The transcript is spliced from 7 exons. The coding region runs from base 316 to 1173 and encodes 285 amino acids.